AUGUUCUGCGCGAAGCUGAAAGAUCUGAAGAUAUCUGGAGAGUGUCCAUUCUCCAGCAGCGCCAGAAAUACUGAGCAAGGAGACUUUGAGGAGCGCUCAACUGACGCCGCGGAUUUAUUGCCUAUUUCUAAGGACGUGCACGUAAAAAUAGGUGAGAAUCUACCUCAACAGAAGACAAGCAGAGCCAAAGUUAACCUGCAUACACUUGGGGAGAGCAUCCGAAAAUUGGUAUGUCCCGAGUUUCGAAGGCUGCACACUGCCCUCCAACGAACGAUGAGACUAUCAGAUCAAACCAGGGAUUCUGAAAGUCCAAUAACAUGUUGUACGGACUAUCACAGUUGCACUGAGCCGGAACAUUUAGUGGAAAUGAUGAACAUUUACUCAACCAAAACAGCAAUCCAGAUGGAAGCUUUGAAAGUCGCUCUUGGCGAGGAGCUCUUCAACAUGUGUUAUGAGGAGGCCGGACACAUUUUGAGGGUGGUGGGGGGAGCUCUCCACGACUUCCUCAACAGUUUCAAUGUCUUGUUGAGACAGAGCAGCACGCCGCCCAACCCGGACAGAGAGGAUUGUGUAAACGAACCUUCGGUGCUGUGCUUAGACAAGGAUGCAGGUCUGCUUACUGUCUAUUUCUUCAACCCCCGCCCGACCACUGAGCUCUUCUUCCCUGGAGUCAUCAAAGCUGCUGCCCGCCUGCUGUAUCACACCACUGUGGAUGUGUUGAUGGACCCCGCCGGAGCUAGAGACAGCAUCUUGAAGUCCAGCCCACAGCCCAGUCUUCUGUACACAGUUGUAGUUAAGGAUGCUAAAAAUCUGAGCCCCAGCCCACUGCGGGCUACCUCAGCUGGGACCCUUCCUACCUCUCUGUUCUCCACCAUCUUCCCCUUCCAUCUGAUCCUGGACCAGGAUUUGGUUCUGAUACAAAUAGGACACGGGCUCCGGAAGAGACUUCUCAGGAAGGAUGGACUGAGGCGGUCCUCUACCUUCCAAGAACACUUCUCUAUUGUCUCUCCCCAGAUCAAAUGUACCUUUCAAGGUAUUCUGACCAUGCUAAACACACAGUUUAUCAUUCGGAUCAAGCAUGGAGUGUCCAUCGCAGAUAACACAGGGAAGCUCAUGGACCUCAAAGGUCAGAUGAUCUAUGUUUCAGAGUCCAACGCCAUCUUGUUCUUGGGCUCACCAUGUGUGGACAAGCUGGAGGAGCUAACAGGCCGCGGCCUCUACCUGUCAGACAUCCCUAUACAUAACGCACUGCGUGACGUCGUGCUGGUGGGGGAACAGGCCAAAGCCCAGGACGGUUUGAAGAAGCGUCUGGGGAAGGCCAAGGCAGCCUUGGAGCACGCUCACCAGGCACUGGAAGAGGAGAAGAAGAAGACAGUGGACCUCCUCUUCUCCAUCUUCCCCGGCACUGUGGCGCAGCAGCUGUGGCAGGGCCAAACGGUGCAGGCCAAGAAGUUUGACCGAGUCACAAUGCUCUUCUCUGACAUCGUCGGCUUCACGGCUGUUUGCUCACGCUGUACCCCGAUGCAAGUGAUAACCAUGCUUAGCGAGUUGUACACCAGGUUUGACCACGAGUGUGGAGAGCUUGAUGUUUAUAAGGUGGAGACCAUUGGUGAUGCAUACUGUGUAGCUGGUGGCCUACACAAGGAGAGCGAGACUCACGCUGUCCAAAUUGCACUCAUGGCCUUGAUGAUGAUGGAGCUUUCAGACGAAGUUAUGACGCCGACUGGAGAACCAAUACAGAUGCGUAUUGGCCUCCACACUGGUUCUGUACUGGCUGGUGUAGUUGGGGUGAGGAUGCCUCGCUACUGCCUUUUUGGGAACAAUGUCACACUGGCCAACAAGUUUGAAUCCGGCAGCCUGCCUAAUAAAAUUAACAUCAGCCCUACAACCCACAGAUUGCUAAAGGAUCGGCCAGAGUUUGUCUUUGUACCCAGGAGCAGACAGGAGCUUCCGGCCGACUUUCCAGAAGACAUCCCUGGUGUUUGUUACUUUUUGGAGGAGUCCUUCAAAACUGACUCUGAAAGGAAGUCAAGCUGCUGCAGAGCCCAAAAAAGUUAGAUAUGAAACAUAUCCA
This is a messenger RNA of Anoplopoma fimbria (sablefish), 2074 nucleotides long. RefSeq names its product guanylate cyclase 1 soluble subunit alpha 1 (gene gucy1a1). The transcript has 8 exons. Bases 1 to 2058 code for a protein of 685 amino acids. Gene Ontology annotation, cellular component: guanylate cyclase complex, soluble. Lineage: Eukaryota; Metazoa; Chordata; Actinopteri; Perciformes; Anoplopomatidae. Gene Ontology annotation, molecular function: guanylate cyclase activity; heme binding. The record is from RefSeq and is a predicted model, not a curated record. Gene Ontology annotation, biological process: cGMP biosynthetic process; response to oxygen levels.